This is a messenger RNA of Cavia porcellus (domestic guinea pig), 2033 nucleotides long. RefSeq names its product leucine rich repeat containing 43 (gene Lrrc43). The transcript has 12 exons. NCBI's taxonomy places the organism in Eukaryota, Metazoa, Chordata, Mammalia, Rodentia, Caviidae. The coding region runs from base 39 to 2015 and encodes 658 amino acids. The record is from RefSeq and is a predicted model, not a curated record.
CACGCGUCCGCGGUUGCCUAGCAGCGCGGGGUCCGGGCAUGGCGGCCACGGCAGGGAGAGAGAGCGGGAGCGGGAGCUGGAGCGCGCCCAGCACCGUGAGCGCGGCCGUGAGCGCGCACCUGCGCCAGCUGUGUCUGCGCGAGUUCCCGUGCGGCACCGGCAGCUGGAACAGAUCCCGCUUUCUUCCUCCGAAGUUUCGAGCCUGGAAGGAGCUGGUGCCUGGGGAGGAGGAGGCCCUGGGCCCCGAGGAGGAGCCGGUGGAGGCCCUACUGGGUCUGGUGCGCAGCCCCCAGUCGCCCUGGGCUCUGUCUGAGGACUCCAGUGCGGAGGACCGGUUCCUCCGGGAGCUAGCCAUCCAGAGCCCGAUGAUGAUCAGAGACACCUUCUUCUACUCCUACUUCCGGUCCUUGAGGGUGGUGGACAAGCAGGUGACCCAGGUGGACCGAGGCCUCCUGAAGUUCGUGAAGCUGGAGGAGCUGGUCCUGAGCGCCAACCGGAUCAAGGAAGUGGAUGCCACCAACUUGCCCCCCACACUCAAGGUGCUGGAGCUGUACGGCAACGAGCUGGCCAGCAUGGAGUGUCUGUGCGCACACCCGCCACCUGGCCUGCACCACCUGGGGCUGGGCCAGAACCAGCUGUGCGGGGCCUCCGAGAGCCUCUACCUCACGACCAGUCACUGGCCCAACCUCAUCUCGCUGGACCUGGGCUUCAACGACCUGAUGGACCUGCCGGCCAUGGUGGCGGCGCUACGCUCGCUCGGCCGCCUGCGGCUGCUGGUGCUGCAGGGGAACCCGCUGGCGCUGCUGCCGCACUACCGCGGCUUCACGGUGGACAGCCUGGCGCGGCUGUGCGUGCUGGACGACGUCACCGUGUCCGCACAUGAGAGGCACCAGUGCCGCGGGCUGGGCCAGCAAGGCGAGCUCCUGGCGCAGGAGGCGCAGCUACUGGUGGCCGUCCGGAACAUCACGGGGGUCGUGGACUCCUCUGUCUUGGACCCUGAACCGGGGCCCGAGGGCCCCUUUGUCACCUACAGCUACUACGUCACCUACGACUUCCUCGAAGAGGAGGAGGCCGAGGCGGAGGCCGGCGAGGCCAGCAAGUACGGCGAGGUCCUGGCCGAGAUUGUGAAGCCCCGGUCCAGCACUGAGCCGCUCAGGGAGGAAGUCCCUGAGGAGGGCACUGAGGAGGACAUGGCCAUGGCCGAGGAGUCCCUGGAGUCGGUGGAGACCAUGGAGCAGGUGGAGUCCGAGUCCUCGCUGGUCUCGGGCCGCUCCGCCCCCAGGCCAUCUUCUAUUGAGUCGGCUGAGGAGCUGGUGAAGCUGCGGCCGCACGUGGAUCCCCGGCUAUGCCCCGCACCAGGGACGGUGCUCUUCAGCACAGAGCACAAGCCCUGGGCCAAUGUCAUUGCCUGCGGUUACGAGGCGCAGCACAGCGUCAAGGACCUGAGACCCUUCAAGGCCUUCCUGCUGGCGGGGACCGUGGUGACCAUCGUGGAGGAGAAGAUCCUCUCCUGGCCUGUGGUGACCCCUCCUACUGACAGUCCCCUGGCAGCCAAGAAAGGAAAAGGGGUGAAUGACAAAAAGAAGGACAAGGACAAGAAGGACAAGGACAGGAAGGACCAAAAGGGGAAAAGAGCAGAGGAACCCACCAGGGAAUGGAAGGCAUCGCAGAAGAAGAGAGACAUCCCCAAGGAGCUGCGCCAUGACCCGCCCGUGCUGCAGGUGCUGGGCAGCGGCCUGGUGGCCCUGGAGCCCCUGCUGGCUGGGGAGUCUGUGGUAUCCACUGUGUGCAACUUUGGUGUGGUCCGCACCCCGGAAUCGGACAGGCUGACAUUCGCCAGGGACUCAAAGAAAGUUAAGAAAGGAGUCAAGAAAGAAGGGCCUGGGAAGGCAGCAGCUCCGGCCUUCGAGAGCGACUACCAGCCGGCGCCGCUGACCGUGGAGGUGGAGAUCCAGCUGGGCCAGGUCCGCUCGGUGGAGGAGGCGCUGCGCGCGGUCGCCAACCGGGCUCAGUAAAGUGGUGCGAGGAGCCAA